AUGCAAUUUCUUACCUUUCUCUUUGCUCUGACGGCCUCAGCCGCUACAUUUACUCUGAACGACUUCACUAGGGCCUGGCCGGGCGGUGUUGACAAUGUCAUCGUGACAGAGACCAACACGCUGAACGGCACGGUCAACAGUGAGAUUAGACCUGCCAGAGCGCCUCUACCCGGAAAUCUACCGCUUAGUCUCGUCAACAACUUUGCUGGAGAAUUAUUGAACGCCUACAUUUCGGGACUCGACUCGAAUGGCGCGGUAGUAUUUUUAGCUGCGGACGGCAGUUUGGUCUAUCCAACCUCCGGCGGCUCCAGCGUCCCGGUGCCGAUUGACGCCGACAUCGCCAUUCCGCUGCCUUCAAGGGGGCAGACAUUGCGCAUAACACUGCCAAUCGCUCUGAGCUCGGGUCGCGUGUAUUUCUCGGCUGGGAAGUUGGAUUUCUUUAUGGUGUUCACUGGUUCUGGCGACGGACUGGUGCAGCCUUCGAUCAACAACCUGCAAGAUCCCAGUGCUGGGCUCAAUUGGGGGUUCGUGGAGCUGACGCUGACCCCGGAAGGCGUCAUCUGGGCCAAUAUUAGUUUCGUCGACUUUGUCGGCCUCGUGUUUGGAAUGCGACUAGUGGACCGCGACGGCCGCGUGCAGGAGGUUCUCGGCUUGCCAGCGGGUGCUGUGGACAGCAUUUGCAAUGAACUGCGUGUCCAAGGGGAUAUCGACGGGCGACCUUGGGCAGCGCACUGCAUCGAGGGACCCACGGGUGGUCCAUUGCGCGUUGUCUCGCCGAACAACUACGCCACGAUAAAUCCAGGAGCCUUCGCCGAUUACUGGACAGUCUAUGCUGAUGAGGUGUGGCGGCGGUACGCAAACCAGCCUCUAUACAUCAACACGCAAAAUGAUAACGGCGUAGUGGAGUGUCGCGUCACGGGCGACACUCUGUCAUGCGACGGCGACAACCGUGGCUACGCGAGACCCGAAGCUGUCGACAUUUGGGGCUGCAAUAGCGGGCCAUUUGGCAUCCGACAGGGUGAUAAUGCCGUUCACUACGCCGUGGUCCCACGGCUCUGCGCUGCCUUUGUCCGGACGACACUGCUGCUUGUUGGAGGUGACCUGCAGCCGGGAGUCGAGGCACGCGACUAUUAUACGCAGGAUCCAACUUCCCACUACAGCCGCAUCGUACAUGAGCAGGAGGUGGAUGGACGGGGCUAUGCAUUCCCGUAUGAUGACGUGAACCCUGAUGGUGCUGAGGAUGCUGCAGGUCUCGUCGCGUCGGGCAACUUUGAUGUGCUGAACUUCUUCAUCGGGGGCGUCUAG
Messenger RNA from Verticillium alfalfae VaMs.102, 1305 nucleotides. RefSeq names its product glucanase B. The record is from RefSeq and is a predicted model, not a curated record. The coding region runs from base 1 to 1305 and encodes 434 amino acids. The transcript has a single exon. NCBI's taxonomy places the organism in Eukaryota, Fungi, Ascomycota, Sordariomycetes, Glomerellales, Plectosphaerellaceae.